Messenger RNA from Aricia agestis (brown argus), 1610 nucleotides. RefSeq lists its product as uncharacterized. Bases 23 to 1024 code for a protein of 333 amino acids. Lineage: Eukaryota; Metazoa; Arthropoda; Insecta; Lepidoptera; Lycaenidae. The record is from RefSeq and is a predicted model, not a curated record. The transcript has 11 exons.
CUCAACAGCUGUCAGUUACAAAAUGUCCAAUGAAGAAGAAUCUAUACUGCCCAAUGGAUCUGAAGAGACUACCAGAGAUUUCAAAGACGACCAACUACAAAUUGUGGAAUUGGCUCCGUAUACAACAAACACAGAGCAGUCCACAAGCGUUGUGGUAGCUGAUAGUUCGGAGAACAGCAAUGAAGGGCUCAAGUACAUGCAGUUGGAGACCUCCAAGAACAUGCUUGUUGAUUAUUUAAACUUAUCAUUUGUGAGAUGUGAAAACGGCCAAGAGGAGUAUAGACUUGUGUCUAAUGGUGACUCCUCCACGACUGUAACAUGUGUGCUGGCAAAUGACGAUGGAGACAUAGAAGGAGAAGAUCAAGAGAAUAGCGAGGCUUAUGUUAUGGUGGAGGGAGAGGAGGGUCCUCUAGUGUUCUUACAGUCCACACUGCAGCAGGCCAACACACAACCUAAACCCGAGAAGAAGCCACAGAACAAAGCCUUGACGCCAGCAGAAAUUUUGGAGAAGGCAAAAGCAUUACAGAAAGUAAAAGCCCACCUAUUAAACCCGACGGUGAAGCGCGGUCCGGGGCGGCGGCGCAAGUCGGACCUGCCCCCGCCGCACGAGCUGCUCACGUCGCCGCAGUUCAAGCUGUACCUCUACUCGUGCAAGUUCUGCUCCUUCCGGUGCAACGCUAUCAAGGAGUUGACAGCUCACAAGGCGGCGGAGCACGGUGGGGGGCGGUGGUCGCGGGGCGGCGGCGGUGGCGGUGGUGGCGGCGGCGGCGGCGGCGGGCGCGGCUCCGCCACUGUCAUGCUGCAGUGCGCGCGCUGCCCCUUCCGCGGACACUCACACUCACAGCUCAUGAGGCAUGUAAAGGAAAAGCAUUUAGAAAGUACGUAUUCGCAAGAUCUCCUAGACUCGAACCCCGAGGUGGACACAGCCGACGUGCUCGUCUGCGGCGCGUGCGGGUACGAGUCACAGUCCAAGAUCACAUUUAAGAAGCACAUAGAGGAUAUACACGGAGCCAUCUCAUGUUAGCCAAAAGACUGUGCCGCUAGCUUAUGAAAGUAUUAUGUAAGGAUGUUGGGUUUUAAAAUAGUGUAAAGUCCUCGUUAAAGUCGUUUGAAGAACGUUAUUUUUUAAACCUAAAAAAAUUGUGUUGCGGCCCGCCGCUCGUGACACCAAGAUCAAAACAUGUUUGUGGCCCGUGUGAAAAAAAGAUUGGGGACCACUGGUCUAGACUCCAGAGACCGUCUUAUAGAAAGGGUUGAGUGUUACAUUAACAAAAUAAUAUGUCAUUUCGUUCCUAUAAUUUGUUAUUACUUAUUAAUUAUUACUAUUUCUAUCCAAGUCAUGCUUAGGGGUUGUCAUUUGUAAUAAGCAGGCAGUGUCCUCGGUCAUGAAGUAACUUUGCCAAAAAAUAUUAUCAUUUCAAUCAACUGUGAGAGGUAAAUGGCCUUUACAGCCCUGAAAAGCGUAAACUAAUUUAAUUGUGUAUUUCUUUUUAACCAUUUUUUUCUCUCAAAACUUCUGUACAUAAGUUACUACUUAUCUAAUCAUAUUAAGCGAACAAAAAUUACUUUAGGCUUCUUACAGACGAACGGCACGUGUCGCCGGCAGUCGG